AAAUGACAAUAAAGAUAUACAAUCCAAUACAAUACAAUCAAUCUAUCUCUGCCUUAAACUAUCCACUGACUUGUCCUCCACAGCCUUCUGUGGCAAAUAAUUCCACAGAUUCACCGUGUGCCUAGCUAAAAGCUUCUUGGACGGCACUAUCAUAUCUGUCUCCAGCACCACCCCUGGCAAUGCAUUCCAGGCCCCCACCACUCUUGCGCCCCGUGCAACAUUAAACUUUCCCUCUCUCACUUUAUAGCUAUUCCCUCUAGUGUAGGACACCAAAAGCUUCUGUCUGCCCUAUUUGCCUCUCAUUAUUUUAUAUACCUUCAUUAAGUCUGCCAUCAACCCCUGACGUUCCAGAGAAAACAAUUUGUUUAUUCAAAUUGUAACUGAUACGCUCUAAUCCAGGCAGCAAUCUGGUGAACCUCUCCGUCCUCUGCAAAGCCUCAACACAUCCUUCCUGUAAUGGGGUGACCAGAACUGCACGCAAUACUCCAAAUGUGGUCCAACCAAAGUCUUAUAGAGCUGCAUCAUAGGACUGUAAUGGAAGAAACUGUGUGGGGAUUAGUCUGUUCACAAACUUGUUGUUUGAUAAUGCAAUGUGACGUCAAUUAAAAUAUAAUGUGCAAAUGCUUUAUUAUUUUUUCUCUGCAGGUUCUACUCUGCAUGUGUUGUUCUUGGAUUGCAGUUUCUACAUGACAACAAAAUUGUGUACAGAGACCUGAAGCUCGACAACUUGCUCUUGGACACACAGGGUUAUGUGAAAAUUGCUGAUUUUGGACUCUGCAAGGAAGGUAUGGGCUAUGGAGAACGGACAAGCACCUUCUGCGGGACACCUGAGUUCCUUGCUCCUGAGGUUCUGACAGACACAUCGUACACAAGGGCAGUGGACUGGUGGGGACUCGGUGUCCUUAUCUAUGAGAUGUUGGUGGGAGAGUCACCGUUCCCUGGAGAUGAUGAAGAGGAGGUGUUUGACAGUAUUGUCAAUGAUGAGGUGCGAUACCCCAGGUUCCUGUCUUCAGAAGCCAUUGCCAUAAUGAGAAGGCUGCUACGCAGGAACCCGGAACGUCGGCUAGGAUCCAGUGAACGAGACGCAGAAGAAGUGAAGAAACAGCCGUUCUUCAAGGAAAUAGAUUGGGAAGGCUUGCUGGCAAAGAAAGUGAAGCCGCCUUUCGUCCCCACCAUCAAGGAUCGGGAAGAUGUCAGCAAUUUUGAUGAGGAGUUUACGGCCGAAGAAGCGAAACUGACCCCUCCAAGGGAGCCCCGGAUUCUCAGCGAGAACGAGCAGCUCAUGUUCAGCGACUUUGAUUACGUCUCUGAUAACUGUUAAUGUUAAGUGGCCUCCUUGUUCCAAACCAUGUGAGAGACUGGUUUCAUAUUUACAAAGCGUUAAGCCUUAAAAACAGCGGCAAUGCGAGAGCUCCGGGUGCAAUUAUAUGCCUUUUUAAAAAAAUAUAUAUAUAUAUAUAUGUGUGUGUGUGUGUAUA
Leucoraja erinaceus (little skate) is the source of this 1478-nucleotide messenger RNA. RefSeq names its product serine/threonine-protein kinase N2-like. The transcript is spliced from 6 exons. Bases 788 to 1321 code for a protein of 177 amino acids. NCBI's taxonomy places the organism in Eukaryota, Metazoa, Chordata, Chondrichthyes, Rajiformes, Rajidae. The record is from RefSeq and is a predicted model, not a curated record. Gene Ontology annotation, molecular function: ATP binding; protein serine/threonine kinase activity. Gene Ontology annotation, biological process: protein phosphorylation.